AUGAAAUUAGCUGAAGCAUUAAAUUUAAAAAAGAACUUGGAAAGAGAUGCUGGUGAACUUAAAUCAUUAAUUCUUAAAUGUUGUCAAGCUCAAACUGGCGAAAACCCUCCAUUUGAUCCUAAUGAAUUAUUUGAACAAUAUGAAGAAAUUGAUAAAUUAAUUACUGAUAUAACUAUUAAAAUACAACGAACCAAUAAUGAAAUAAAGUUUGCCUAUGAUGAUAAUAAGUCUAAUGAAGAACCACUUCGAUCAAUGACACAAGCUAUUGCUGAUAUUGAUGAUUUAGAAAGACAAAUCAAUGUGACAGAUGAUAUAAUUCAUAAUGGUAUUAUUACAAAACUGUAUUCGACCAAGAAGAUUGCUGAUGUGUCACAUGUUGACGUGGUUGCAUAUGACAAGACAAGAAAGAAAAUGAAUGAGAGAUUAGAUAAAUUAAAACUUCGUAUACAGUCGGCAAAUUGGGAAUUUGAUCUAAUUGAUUAA
Messenger RNA from Candida albicans SC5314, 483 nucleotides. RefSeq lists its product as uncharacterized. Lineage: Eukaryota; Fungi; Ascomycota; Pichiomycetes; Serinales; Debaryomycetaceae. The transcript has a single exon. The record is from RefSeq and is a predicted model, not a curated record. The coding region runs from base 1 to 483 and encodes 160 amino acids.